Symsagittifera roscoffensis is the source of this 1480-nucleotide messenger RNA. RefSeq lists its product as uncharacterized. The coding region runs from base 129 to 1181 and encodes 350 amino acids. The transcript is spliced from 3 exons. The record is from RefSeq and is a predicted model, not a curated record. NCBI's taxonomy places the organism in Eukaryota, Metazoa, Xenacoelomorpha, Acoela, Convolutidae. Gene Ontology annotation, molecular function: protein binding.
AUUGAUGUUGGUGUAGAUUUAGUUAAACUUCAAAUAAUUGUUCGAAACUUCAACGUUAUAAUUUUAUAAUCAUUCUUCUGAAAGCAUUUGAAUGACAAAGCAUUAGUUCUAGGUGCUAGAAUAUCAAGAUGCUUCAAAAUCUACCUGUCGACAUUAUUUUAAAAGUUUGCAAUUUUUUAUCAAACCCAGAGUUGAGAAAUUUUUCGGUUACUUCAAAAAACUUCCACCUUUUAAUAAAACAAUACUCAUUGCUGCAGCUGAACAAAGAUCACCAAUUGGGAGUCCUGACCUGGGAGCUUCUGGGACGAUUCAGUGAUUUAGAUCAGAACCCUUUGCUAGCUCUUUUUGUGUGGAACAAACUGAGUGCAACCAGUAUUGAAUGCAGUGAUAACAUCAGCAGUCUUUUUGAGUGUGAACUACGUCACAACGAGUGUCUGAAAACUCUGCCAAUGUCGAUCAUUACAAGCACUUUUAGGGUCACUGAUAAUUUAUUGCCUUGUGGAACAGUUCUCUGUUUCGAUUCAAAUUCAGACCAAGGUCUGCUUUGCUGCUAUACCAGCGAAAAAACCCUCCUCAUGCUUAAAAGAACCAUCUCCAUUUCGCCAAGUUAUGAAGUGAUAGCUCAAAACGAGUCGUUCACUUCGGCGCCAAUCAAAUCGAUCCAAAUCGGUGACUUCGGAUUUACCAUUGUGGUGGACGUGUUUGGAAUAAUGUUCAAGCUUUGUUCCGAGACCCUUCGGAAAAUAAGAGUAAUUGAUCACCGCGGUUUGAGAUGCUUGUCUCCUGCCUAUGGACUUUUCCCAUUUUCCACGAAGUUUGCUAUAAUGUCUCGUGAUCUGGUUUUGUUCACAUGUGACGAAACUAACUCGUUUGGAUUGUGGAAUUUGCAAACUGGAGACGUAAAAACGUUUCCUGGGCAUAUUUUAUACAACGAAAAAACUGUUCGCAUAUUUCCGUUAGGGAGAUAUUUUUUAUUAGUGAGUCAAGAUAGCUGCUUUAAUGUGAUUGCCAAUUUGUACAUCCUGAAUGACCUGGGAAUUGUCCAGUUAGUUGACACCAUAGGGUUCAUAACAGGUCAAGUCAAAUGCCAACUCAAAGAUGUUGAACUCAAAAUUGAACAGAAUUCUCGAAAUGAUGAGAACAGGAGAAAGAGACCAAUUAAAUUUGCAUUGCAAAUUUGAAUGUAAAUAAAGUAAGUUUAUAAAUGAAAUAAAUCAAAAUUGUAUCUCAUUAAUAUACAGUGCUGAUUUAAAUUAACCGGACAAAACGAGCUAAAUUUGAAAUUUAAAACGCGUUUUUCUCAAAUUGGGUUAAGAUUAGACAAAAAGUGAAGAGGACAAAAGUUGCCAGGAAUUUUAUCAAAAUUAAUAUGGUGCAAUUUUCUCUUCGAAAUUCUCAACCAAAAGUUUAACCCAAAAAUGGGUAAUUUUGGCCUUUUUCAAUUAAUCGGAGAAUAUACCCUUCUUAAAGUUUGUACGGC